UGUGGGCGCUUCUGUCCGCCGUCAUUUUUGUUGACGGUAGCAGCAGCAGAAGAGACACAAUGAAGUCAGUAUUGGUCGUGUUUUUUGCUCUGUUUGUAGCUGGUGCGUGGUCUUCUAUGCCCGGAGGAUUAAGAGAUGUGGAUUUUGAAGACUCUGGAAUGAGAAAUGCCUUGGAGUUGGCUGUGAACAAGCACAACCUCGCCAAAAAUGACAUGUUCAGAAGCGAUGUGGUGGAAGUGGUCAAGGCUCAGUCUCAGGUGGUGGCUGGUUUGAAGUACAUUAUAACAGUCAAAAUGGCCAGGACCAACUGCAGGAAGAACAGGCCCAAUGAAGUGUGUGCCCCCACAGCAGAGCCCUAUCAGUGCACAUUCACAGUCUGGAGCCGCCCCUGGUUGAGGGAAAUUCAGGUGUUGAAUGAGCAAUGCCCUUAGAAAUACUGCUUUACCUGCCAAUCAAAUCGCUAAAGCGUGAUAGAGCAAAUUAACAAUGAAAUAUUAUUUUUUAGAGCAACCCAGUCUCAGAUCUGUAUUGUAUUAUAUAGGCUACAUUUUUAUUAACCAGAAUGCAUAAUUUUUAUUAACUCAAAUAAUUUCAUUUUUGAUAAGGAAAAUUGUGACUGCUUAUUGGCCCAUACAGUAUUGAAAUAAACUACUAAUUUGUCAAUGUGUGUUAUUAUUGUUGAAGGUCUACCUGCAUUUGUUUGGGUAUGUACACCCCCGGAUCUGAUUUUAUUUCAUUUUUAUUUGUGACGGUGGCAGAUGUGGUCUGCUCAAAUCUGAUACUAUCUCUGUGGCUUUCUCAUUUUGCAGGAUAAUUGUAUUGCACUUUGAAGGAUUGCCAAAUUUGUCUUACUGGAAAUAAAACAAAAUGUUUAAUGUUAAAAUGUCACUAAAUAUAGAUGUGUGUAAGGGGACGUUUGUGACACAUGAGGUCUGAUCAGUCCACCUGUCUGAUCAGUGCACUGUUGCUGUUAGUAUUGCUUCAUGAAUGUACAUUUUGUGUAGUAAGUGCAUUACACAUCUCUAGAACAGUCAUAUAACAAUAGUACUGAAGGCUCAGCUGCAUAAAUGAUGUAUAAGAGUAGGAGAAAUCCGUGAAGAAACAAAUAGCCCACUUCCCUGUUAGUGUACACAGGGUUUCAAAUACAAUCCAAUAUAUAUAGAAAUUACUAAAACAUGUAGGUCUAGGCUUAUCUAAUUCACUUCAGAUGGCUCAUUGUUCAUUAAAUGUCAGUAAAAAUAAAUAUAUUAAUGUGCAAUUAGUUUGUAUAAAAAGUGGCGUUAUUAAAUUGCUAUCGACUAAAUAUUGACGUCCACCCCGAGUCUGCUUGCAUAAAAGUCACACUAUCUCAGAGACUAGUGUCAUUUUUUAUUUUUUUUUUAUUUUUUUUGUUUUAAACCAAAAUCACUUUUGAUACUACAAUAUAAGAAAUGAACCCACUGGUUACAGUUGUGGCUCAUGAUUUCAUCUAAGGGGAAAAAAGGGCAUUAAUGGGUUAAAUACUCCACUGCUAACGUCAGCGAGCUGGAUAAAACCACUCCUUUGGUCAGAUCAAUGGUCAGACAUGAAGACUCUCGAAAAGUCUGAGCUCCAAGUGGCCGAGAAAGUCCUCAAGAAACACCUUCCAAAAAGUUAUAAG
This is a messenger RNA of Periophthalmus magnuspinnatus, 1639 nucleotides long. RefSeq names its product cystatin-C-like. Gene Ontology annotation, molecular function: cysteine-type endopeptidase inhibitor activity. Lineage: Eukaryota; Metazoa; Chordata; Actinopteri; Gobiiformes; Gobiidae. The coding region runs from base 60 to 431 and encodes 123 amino acids. The transcript has 3 exons. The record is from RefSeq and is a predicted model, not a curated record.